AGUGCAUAUGAAUAUUUUUUAUUGGAAAUUUAUUUUGAAAAUUUGUGUAUCGUUUGUUUCAUCCGCUUUACAUUCCUGGGGUUUUAUGCUGAUAUGCCAAAAUUAAAUUUUGGUUAGAAAUUGCGAUAUUCCCAAAAAUUUGACAGAGUCAAAUAUGUAAAUUGAGAAUAUUGCAAACAUUUUAAACUAACUUUCUUGAAAUUAAUUGAAAUGUCUACCGAAAAUAUAUUAUCUAUUGACGGAAACGUCAGAAAACGUCGAUCUAGCACUGAUCAACAUUACAAUUGUGUACCUGAGAUAAAAUGUUCCAAAACUGUAGAUGAAAAUUUGGAUAAUAAACCAAGUACUUCGAAGAGUUACGAAGAUUCGAAACUUCCCACGCUUGAUGAAAUAAAUCAGAAAUAUCCAUUAUGGAGACCCGAGUAUAAUAAGUAUACUAAUGCCUCUAUGGAUGAGAAAUAUGUAGAGACGAUUUGGGCGAGUCUAAAGAAUGCCAUCCAGGAAAUACAAAAAAAGAACAACUCAGGGCUCUCGUUCGAACAAUUAUAUAGAAACGCAUAUAAUAUGGUUCUUCACAAACAUGGAAAUCGUUUAUAUUUUGGGCUACGAGAAGUUGUGUCUGAACACUUAGAGCAAAAAGUACGUCAGGAAGUAUUAGAAAGUCUGCACAACAAUUUUUUGCCUAAACUCAAUCAAGCUUGGAAUGAUCAUCAAACCUCAAUGGUAAUGAUACGUGAUAUACUUAUGUACAUGGAUCGUGUCUAUGUCCAACAGCGUGAGGUAGAUAAUGUUUAUAACUUGGGGUUAAUCUUAUUUAGAGAUCAAAUUGUGCGAUACACGGAAAUACAAAAAGCUUUACGUGAAACAUUACUAGAUAUGGUAAUGGAUGAGAGAAGCGGUGAAGCGAUAAAUCAUUUAGCGAUAAAAAAUGCCUGCCAAAUGCUUAUGUCAUUGGGAAUCAAUACUCGUUCCGUAUAUGAGGAUGAUUUUGAAAAACCUUUUCUAGCACAAUCAGCCUCAUUUUAUAAAUUUGAAUCGCAAAAAUUUCUUGCAGAGAAUAAUGCAGGAGUGUAUAUCAAAAAAGUUGAGGCCCGCAUACAAGAAGAAUCAGCUCGUGCUGCUCUUUACCUGGACAAAGACACUGAGCCACGUAUUGUAAAAGUAGUCGAAGAUGAACUUAUUAAGAAACAUAUGCGAACCAUAGUUGAAAUGGAAAAUUCUGGUGUUGUAUAUAUGAUAAAAAAUUCAAAAACUGAGGAUCUUGCGUGCACUUAUAAGUUAUUCUCCCGUCUCAAAGAGGAAGGUCUUAAAGUUAUCGCUGAUACAAUGUCAGCAUAUUUACGUGAGCAAGGACGAAUGUUAGUAAAAGAAGAGGAAACGGAUAAUACAAACCCAAUAACAUUUGUUCAAAACCUCUUAGACUUAAAAGACCGAUUUGAUCAAUUUCUACAUCAUUCAUUUAAUAACGAUAGAAUUUUUAAAAAUGUUAUUUCUUCCGAUUUCGAACAUUUUCUUAAUUUAAAUACGAAAUCACCAGAGUACUUGUCGCUUUUCAUUGAUGACAAACUUAAAAAGGGUGGUAAAGGAAUGAGCGAGCAAGAAAUCGAGACAGUAUUGGAUAAAACAAUGGUAUUAUUCCGGUUUUUAUUAGAGAAAGAUGUUUUCGAGCGUUAUUAUAAAACACAUUUAGCGAAACGGUUACUUCUAAACAAAUCAGUCUCCGAUGAUUUCGAGAAAAACAUGAUUUCCAAACUAAAGACUGAAUGUGGUUGUCAAUUUACUUCGAAAUUGGAGGGAAUGUUCAAGGAUAUGUCUGUAUCUAACACUAUAAUGGAAGAAUUUAAGAGUUAUGUAAAUAAUAAUAAUUUAUCACUAUCCGGGGUCGAAUUAACAGUGCGUAUAUUAACGACGGGAUUUUGGCCAACACAGACAUCUACUCCAAACUGUAAUAUACCGGUGGCACCUAGGGAAGCAUUUGAAUGUUUCAAGAAAUUUUACUUAGAUAAACAUUCGGGCAGACAGUUGACACUACAGCCUCAAAUGGGUACUGCUUACAUAAAUGCUGUUUUUUAUGGACGAAAAAAUGAUACAGAGAAGGAUAAAGAUGGUCCUAGCUCUAGCGUUAUGUCUUCAACAACAAAUUUUCAGGUGCCAACCACAACCAGAAAGCAUAUACUACAAGUUUCAACGUAUCAGAUGUGUGUACUAAUGCUCUAUAAUAAUCGAGAGGUGCUUACCUAUGAAGACAUUCAACAAGAAACAGACAUACCUGAAAAAGAGUUAGUACGGGCAUUACAAUCUUUGUCUAUGGGAAAACCAGCACAGCGCCUACUUGUACGGAAUUCAAAAACUAAAACGAAAGACAUUGAUCCCACUGAUGAGUUUUAUGUAAAUGAUGCCUUCGUAUCCAAAUUUACCAGAGUUAAAAUUCAAACUGUUGCCGCAAAGGGAGAAUCAGAGCCCGAACGUAAAGAAACUCGUGGUAAAGUUGAUGAAGAUCGUAAACAUGAAAUUGAAGCAGCUAUCGUACGAAUAAUGAAAGCGAGAAAACGAAUGGCGCAUAAUCUACUCGUUUCCGAUGUGACGUCUCAACUUAAGUCUAGGUUCUUACCAUCACCUGUAUUUAUUAAGAAACGAAUAGAAGGACUUAUUGAACGAGAAUAUUUAGCAAGAACCCCAGAAGAUCGAAAAGUUUACGUUUAUUUAGCAUAGGCUUUUAUAAACGUUACUACAAUUUUAAGUGCACCACCCGUCAGACACAAAAUCAUUACACGAACAGUUUAUCUAUACAUCUCCCUAAAUUACGUCACUGAACUUCUCAAACUAAUAACCGAAAUUUAUGGAACUUUGUUUCCUACAGUUAUAAACUUUUAUUUUAUAUUUUACAAAAAAUUUUUUUGUCUUUUUCCCUAACGUACAACUUUUUUAUAAGAUUCAUAACUUAAUUGAUUUUACAAUAAAAAAAUAAAAAUAGUAAUGUGGAAUGAAGUAUUGGUGUGAGAG
Molecule: messenger RNA, 3003 nt
Organism: Teleopsis dalmanni
Lineage: Eukaryota; Metazoa; Arthropoda; Insecta; Diptera; Diopsidae
Gene: Cul3
Product: cullin-3
Exons: 11
Coding region: 211-2712 (833 amino acids)
Biological process (GO): ubiquitin-dependent protein catabolic process; protein ubiquitination
Cellular component (GO): Cul3-RING ubiquitin ligase complex
Molecular function (GO): ubiquitin protein ligase binding
Source: RefSeq, a predicted model, not a curated record